CGCCGCGAAUCCAGCUCGCAGGAGGAGGAGGUCAUCGACGGCUUCGCCAUCGCCAGCUUCAGCACGCUGGAGGCUUUGGAGAGGGACAUGGCCCUGAAGCCACAUGAACGGAAGGAGAAAUGGGAACGUCGCCUAGCCAAGAAGCCCCGCGAGUCAGAAAACUGCCCGUCUGCAGAGCCGAGUGAGAACGGGCGGCCCCUGGAGGUGGGCAGCCCGGAGCCGGCACUGGAGCCCCCCUGUGACCGGGGCAAAAGGAAGGUCCCGCUGCAGCCCGCCAAGCAGAUGAAGGUUGCAGUGUCCAUAGGGGGCGACCGCAACAGCGAGGACGACAGCUUCCGCGAAGCCACCAGCUCCCGGCGGAGCAGCUCCCGGGACCAGCUCAGUGACAGCUCGGCGCAGGCCGUCUCAGGCAGAGGCUACUCCUGCGACAGUGAGAGUGACGGGGACGACAAGGCGUCUGUGGGCUCUGAGAAGCUCUUUGCCCCGGCAGCCGAUAAAGGCCCCUCUCUGGGAGAGAAGUCCGAGGCCAAGGCUGGGGCGGCGCCCAAGGUCUCGGGCCUGGAGCGCAGCCGCGAGCUGAGCACCGAGCCUCCCUUCCUGCCCACGGUGCGCAGCCCCGCGCCCUCCGUGGGUCCCGCGCCAGGCGCUCCGGCCAGCCCGCUGAUCAAGAAGGAAGCCCCCGCCCUGCCCCGCCUCACCCCGCAGCCGCUGCCCGCGCCCCCGCAGCCCCGGGCCCCGCUCCCGACACACGUGCCUCUCCCCCUGGGCGCCUUCCCGGGCCACGGCCACGGCCUCGGCCAGGCUGCGCACAACGGCCUGCACAGCCUCAGCAGGAGCAGCAGCGCCAGCAGCAGCGCCAGCCUCGGGCUCGCGAAGCACGCGUCCCUGUCGCCGCACGGGCCUGGCGCCCACCUCUCUACCUCACACUUGGCGCUGCGCUCGCAGGCCCAGCACCAGCACCACGCGGCGGCCAUGUUCGCCGCCCCCGCGACACUGCCCCCUCCCCCGGCGCUGCCGGCCAACAGCUUGGUCAUCCCAGGACACCCCGCCGAUGCCAGCCUGUUGAUCUCAUUCAGCCAGCCAAUCAUGUAUUGCCAGCCUCAUGCGGGGAUUCUGAUUGAUCACGAGCUGCUCAGGCAAGAGCUGAACGCGCGUUUUCUGGUCCAGAGCGCCGAGCGGCCCGGCGCCCCCCUGGGCCCGGGGGCUCUGCUGCGGGCGGAGUUCCACCAGCACCAACACACACACCAGCACACACACCAGCACCAACACACAUUCGCCCCCUUCCCCACGGGGCUGCCCCCGACGCCGCUCCUGCCGCCCGCCGCAGCCCCGCCGUUUGACAAGUACACGCCCAAGCUGGACAGCCCCUACUUCCGACAUUCCAAUUUUUUCCCGUCCUUCCCUCCUGCCAUCCCGGGACUGCCCACCCUGCUCCCACACCCAGGCCCCUUUGGGUCCCUGCAGGGCGCUUUUCAGCCCAAGACUUCAAACCCAAUCGAGGUAACAGGCCGGGCCAGCACUGUCCACACCCUCUUCCAGAAGAGCCCUGGGGUGUCCGACCCAUACCGGACAGCAGUCAGGAAGCCGGGCAGGUGGUGUGCGGUGCAUGUGCAGAUCGCCUGGCAGAUCUACCAGCAUCAGCAGAGGACGAAGGUGCAGCUGGACCCCCACAAGCUGGAGGUGGGCACCAAACUGGACUUGUUCAGCAGACCCCCGGGCCCGGGCCUGCUCGCAGGGUUCCACUAUGCCCAGGACGUGGCCCGGCCCCUCUUCUCCAGCUCAGGUGCCGCCCAUCCUGCCACCAACCAGUUUGGACCCUCAGCCCAUCACGGCAGCUUCCUGCCCACUGGUCACCUGACAGACCCUUUCAGCAGAUCGAGCACCUUUGGGGGCCUGGGGACCCUGGGCAGCACCGCCUUCGGAGGCCUGGGCAGCCACGCGCUGACUGCAGGUGGCGGCAUCUUUGCUCCUAAGGAGGGCUCCACACUGCACGGCCUGCCCAGCCCCCACGAGGCCUGGAACCGGCUGCACCGCACACCACCAUCCUUCCCCACGCCACCCCCAUGGCCCAAGCCCAUGGACACUGAGCGGGUCUCAGCCCUGACCAACCACGACCGAGAGCUGGACAAGGGCCGCGAGGAGCGGGAGCGGUGAGUGGGGCCCCGACCCUGGAGCCCUUCCUUGUCGGGAGGCCACAGCUUCAGACCCGGGAAAGGCCAGGGAAGGGAGCACCCCCACAGAGGAUGUCUCACGGGGCAGAGUCUGGGCGGCAGGGACCAGC
This is a messenger RNA of Hipposideros armiger (great roundleaf bat), 2281 nucleotides long. RefSeq names its product fibrosin like 1 (gene FBRSL1). The transcript has 19 exons. Lineage: Eukaryota; Metazoa; Chordata; Mammalia; Chiroptera; Hipposideridae. The coding region runs from base 88 to 2154 and encodes 688 amino acids. The record is from RefSeq and is a predicted model, not a curated record.